Molecule: messenger RNA, 1859 nt
Organism: Pseudoliparis swirei
Lineage: Eukaryota; Metazoa; Chordata; Actinopteri; Perciformes; Liparidae
Gene: hoxc11a
Product: homeobox C11a
Exons: 2
Coding region: 135-1073 (312 amino acids)
Biological process (GO): anatomical structure development; regulation of transcription by RNA polymerase II
Cellular component (GO): nucleus
Molecular function (GO): DNA-binding transcription factor activity, RNA polymerase II-specific; RNA polymerase II cis-regulatory region sequence-specific DNA binding
Source: RefSeq, a predicted model, not a curated record
CUUUCGAUCACGUGUCUUGCGGGGCGACUUAGACGGAUUGCGCGUCAUCUCGCCUUCCCAAAUUUCCCCCUUCAACUGCAGCUCGUAUCCAAAACAUCUAUCUAUAGUUCGGAGUACGAGAGAGAGAGAGAAAGAUGUUUAACUCGGUGAAUCUGGGCAACUUCUGCUCCCAGACGCGCAAAGACCGGACAUCCGAGUUUGGAGACAGGACAGGCUGCGCGUCCAACAUCUACCUCCCCAGCUGCACCUACUACGUCCCCGAGUUUUCUGCCGUCUCCUCGUUUCUUCCACAGGGCCCGUCCCGGCAAAUCAGCUACCCCUAUUCCACAAAUCUGUCUCAAGUGCAGCCGGUACGGGAAGUUUCAUACGGCUUGGACCCUGCCAGUAAAUGGCACCACAGAAGCAAUUAUGCAUCGUGCUACUCGGGAGAGGAUCUGGUGCAUAGGGACUGUCUUCCACCAUCCACCAUGACGGAAAUGCUUAUGAAGAACGAGAGUGUGUACAGCCACCACCACCACCAUCACACCCAUCCCGGCUCCAAUCACCCCUCCACAGGUUUUUACUCCGGCGUGGGGAAAAACUGCGUCCUUCCGCAAGGUUUCGACCGCUUUUUCGAGACUUCAUACUGCAGCAGCACGGACAAUCAGUCAGACAGUUGUUUACAAAAGAGCGAGGGGGGAAAGCUGGAAAGCAAGUCCCCGGAGCAGCAGCAGCCCGUAGCCGGAGCUCCGGAGCAGGAAAAAGAGCCAGAAGAUGAAGGGGAACAUACAAAUUCAGGCUCGUGCACUUCUUCCUCCGCAACAACCAAGGACGGCACCGCCAACAAGAGCAGCCACUCGACUACUCCUCGCACACGGAAGAAGAGGUGCCCAUAUUCCAAGUUUCAGAUUCGGGAGCUGGAGCGGGAAUUCUUCUUUAACGUUUACAUCAACAAGGAGAAAAGGCUUCAGCUUUCGCGAAUGUUAAACCUCACCGAUCGCCAGGUUAAAAUUUGGUUUCAGAAUAGAAGAAUGAAAGAGAAGAAGCUGAGCAGAGAUCGCCUCCAAUACUUCUCUGGGAACCCCCUAUUGUGAGCAGGAGCAGAAAGUGUCACCAUCUUGGUCAGUGACAUUAAGGCCUACUCUUAUCUCAUUGAAUUGUAAUCGUGGGCAUAAGCAUUUUCUAAAGGAGCCCAUGUCGCCAACGGUGCAAUGUUAAAGUGGACAGUGGGAAUAAUAGGCCUGCAUGGGAUAAUGUCGCCAUUUUCUUAUUGCCCCACGGGCGGCAGUGAAUUUCUUGUUGGUCCCCAGUAAGGCCUACAUGGUUCGAAUAAUCAUUUAUACCUAUGCUGUUCUUGAAUAUGUCUCUCUAUUUAUCACAAGUCUCCAUUGUGUUUAUUCUAUUGUUCAUAUAGACAUAUUUGUUGUUAAAUAGGCUAUCAAAUGUAACACACAGUUUGAAUCCUUAUUGCGCAGACAACGUAUAGCUCUUCCCAGUCCCUCUGGUCUAUGUAUAUAUUAUAUCAUGAUCUAAUUAUUUCUCGACCAGGCCAUGGUCAAAGUAAGGCAAAUCUCUUGGCUAAAUGUUUCGCCAUUGAGAACUGUGACGUCCAAUCUGUUAAAAGUAUACCCCCCUUAGUAGCCUAUGCAAUGUGCAUUUGUGACUGUAAAUAAUAUGUUAAAUUUCCUUUACCCUAUCCCUGCUGCUAUCUUCCAGUACACUACCCUACAACUUAAACAGCUUUAACGCCAACUCUCGUUAAAUUAUUUGCUUACAACAUUGGUGCUUUGGAUUCCAGAGAGUAUGAACAGAUUGUUGGCCUGUGUAUCGUUAAUAUAAUACAUAUGAAAUAAACAGAAACCUAUAUAGGCAAAACUCAA